Ostrea edulis (European flat oyster) is the source of this 2477-nucleotide messenger RNA. Its product is annotated as uromodulin-like. The record is from RefSeq and is a predicted model, not a curated record. The transcript is spliced from 11 exons. Lineage: Eukaryota; Metazoa; Mollusca; Bivalvia; Ostreida; Ostreidae. Bases 267 to 1460 code for a protein of 397 amino acids.
AACAGACUAUGAAUGUCAUUCAGUGGGAGGAAGUGAAAUGAAAUAUAUAGUGAGAGCGGUAAUCUAAUACAUUUCCAGUGAUGCGAAGCAAAAUUUUAAAACAGAUCAACACAAUAAAGCUAUAUUGGUUAUUUUUUUUAUUUUUGUUAGCGAGUCAUUUUACCGUUCAGUUAUGCUAUCCCUGUCGAAUCAGUAAAUAAAGUAUAGAACCCGGUAGUAGACAGCCAUGGAUUUAAUUUCUCGGUGAUGUCGAUGAGGAUUGGAAGAUGAAGCUACUGAUGACGUUGUUUGUCCAUUUCGUCUGCUGUCAGACGGGAGAUGCUACAUAUUACUGCAAUGUACCUGACCCAUGCGGGCAGGCAGAUUCCUCCAAUCUCUUUGAACCUAUGGCAAGAUAUGAAAACUGCUCCUUUGAUACAAAUUCUGCAAACCUCUGUGACCGCUACAUCAGUCCACAAUGGUACCGUGUGGACGACACAAUGCUGACACACUGCCCGUCACUCCUCAGCUGUGGAACCUUGUAUCCUGUCUGGCUGAACGGGACAUUGCCCGCUGUAAGUGAAGGCUCUGUGACCAGGACAGCCUGCAAAGUAGGGUUCAGUGAUUGCUGCUCACGUGAAUACUCCAUUCAGAUCAGAAACUGUGGGUCAUUUUAUGCUUAUUGUCUAGGGGCCCUAGACUUAUGUCCGGAGAGGUACUGCUUUGGUGAACACGGAGAAUGUGAAUUAACCACAACAGCUACAGCACCCACAUCGUCAUCGACUGCAGAAACCACCACCACAACUGAUCACGUGGUGCCAAUCUCAGACCACGCAUGCUCUGCCGAUCCAUGCAUAGAGAGUAAUAUAAAGACACUAACGGAACCGGACUCAAGAGGCAAAAACUGUGAAUACAACCAGGACACCAAUUACUGUGACAACUUAUUAACACCGGGGUGGUACAAACCAGAAUUUCCCAUGGUUACGUCAUGUCCAUCUUUACUCAGCUGUGGAGCGAUAUAUCCAGUCUGGCUCAAUGGUUCACUUCCGAAUCUUAAUGAUGGUGUUGUCCAGAGGACAGCUUGUAAGACAGGUUUUGGAAACUGUUGCUCGAAAACAUAUGACAUCAAAGUGCGAAACUGUGGAGGCUACACGGCUUACUGCCUAAAAGACCUCGACUCCUGUCCCGAAAGAUACUGCUUUGGACAAAGCAGCACUUGCGAGAAGACAGGGAGAACGGAAGAUUCGGAUUCUGAAGGAGACAAUGAUAACAAUCAUGAAACAAUGACGGCUAUACUUGGAGGAACGAUGGGGGCUAUGGUUGUGAUCUUUAUCGCGAUGAUUUUCAUCGUCAAAGGCAGAUUUGGUAAAAGAGAGCUUUCCUCUAAAAGUCGCAUUGCACCGGAUGGUCAAAAAAGGACGAAGGGGAAAACACAGAUAAGCCGCAUUGUGGUCAGCCCUCCUCCGCCCUACACCCCUUGAACCAUGCUGCAUGGUCAUUCUAUUUGAGCAAAAUAUUCUUGUCAUAUUUAACUUUACCGUAUUCAUCUCUUCCAUGUAUUUUUGUAACACAGUAUUAUGCAUGCCUCGUUUUCAUUUCAUAAAUAUUUAUUACGGUACCAAUUUUGAUGCACCAGAUGAGCAUUUCGACAAAUAAUGUCUCUUCAGUGAUGCUCAACCGAAAUGUUUGAAAUCUGAAAUAACAAUGAAGUUUUAGAGGUAUUAUAGGCAAAAACAGUGUGCCAAAAAUGUGGAGUGAAAUUCGUUUACGGAUAAGAGCUAUGCGUGAGGGAGAUAAUCCUUGAUUUUGAAAUAAAUUUCUAAAUUUUAUAACAGCAAUUAAAUAUACGUCCGUAUUUUCAAGCUAGUAACGAAGUACUUAGCUACUGGGCUGUAGAGACCCUCGGGGACUAACAGUCCACCAGCAGAGGCGUCGACCCAGGGGUCAUAAUGUAAAACUUAUACGGUACCAAUUUUGAUGCACCAGAUGCGCAUUUCGACAAAUAAUGUCUCUUCAGUGAUGCUCAACCGAAAUGUUUGAAAUCUGAAAUAACAAUGAAGUUUUAGAGCUAUUAUACCUUUAUUUGAGAAUGAACAAUAGAAAACGUAUAGAGUGCUAUUAGUACAUGCACUUUGGAAAUCGGUUUGAAUCAACAGUCACCAAUUUUAGUUCUUAAUUUGAUUUUGUUUGGGGCAUUGUCGGCUGUUGGUUUUGUUAGACUUGCCCCUUGCAUACACGUUUUGCUUAUCCUUGAAUUAUUCUUUGUAGUAGAAUUCAUCCAUGGAUAUUGUUUUGAAUAUCGUUGACAUAAUUGUAGAAUGCCCGCAAAAGUAUCCAUUGAUAAUCAUCUAUAUUGUAUUGUAGUGGUGUUUUAAUUUAUAAUUAUCUGUAUUCUAUUGGUGUUUUAGUUUAACAUGAAAAAAAAACCCAACUAAUUACAACAGGAUAUUUAGUUUUGUAUACUAUUGAAAUGAUUAAAAUGUCGUUAUAUUGACAAA